AACAUUUACAACUCUUAUGCAAAUUUCAUGUCACGUUUCUGUGAACGGGCUCUUCCGCGUGAGACAAACAUAGACGCCAAGCACAUCAAAUUAAUUAUUCUAUCAAACAGACCUCACCGGCAGCCGUCACAGGAAAGAAAACAGAGUGUGGCGCCACAUAUGACCGUAGUUAUGCGGUGGUGCUAAUGGCGACGUACUAUGGUAUAGCAUUUUCUCUUGCCCUCGCUUGUUUAUUUUUUAAUGCUGACGGGGGAAGAGAGUUAGUACCGACGUAUUUUGGAAGAAAGUAUAAAAAUGGCAACUAUAUUGACGCAACUAUCAAAGCAAACUGGUUUAAAAUCACUCUGAGACCGGUUACCUCAAUCCUACAAAAUUCCGAGGCAACGCUGAAUGUUGAACCGCCUUUGGCUAAGAAUGGUCAAUAUGUCAAGGUGACAUGGAAGGGAGUUCAGGGCGCCACAGCAAAGGAUAUGAUUGCUUUGUAUUGCCCUGAGAAGGCAAAAACCAACGACUAUCUUGACUUCUUUAAUGUAGACGAAUCAUCGACCUACAGUCAAGGCUAUGGUGAAUACUCCGUACGAGUAUACAACGUAAGAACGAAUUGUGAGAUGCGGUAUUUUAGGAAUUAUUCCCAAGGCCAUCAAGAACUUGUGGCAACAAGCAAUACAGUGGUUUUUGAAGGAGGUCCCGAGCAACCUUUACAAGUGCACCUCGCUUUAACCGGAAAGCCAAGUGAAAUGGGAGUGAUGUGGGUCUCUGGAACAGACCAGACACCUAUGGUAAAGUUUGGUCGUAGCAAAACAGAACUUGAUUCAGUUGUUGAAGGAAAGUCCCAGACGUACACAGCAGAUGACUUUUGCUCACUUCAAGGAAAGUUUAUCAAUCCAGGCUAUAUCCACGACGUUCUUCUUAGUGCUCUAGAACCAUCUACAAUCUACUAUUAUUCAUGUGGCAUACCAGGGCACAUGAGUCCAGUGAGAUCAUUUAAGACAGCACCACAGAUUGGUCCUGAUGUUGAUUUCAAAUUCAUAGUAUAUGGUGAUCAUGGUAUAUUGCCAGCAGCCGACAGCACUGCCAAAAAUGUCUUGAAAGAUGUUCAGAAUGGCUAUGAGUUUAUCUUCCACAACGGAGACAUCUCCUAUGCCCGAGGAAUGGAGUACAUUUGGGAGCAGUGGCAUGCGUUGAUUGAACCGUAUUCCAGUAUAGCACCAUACAUGGUAGGUAUUGGUAACCACGAGCAGAAUCAUAUUGACAACUCUGGCAAGGAUCCAAGCGGGGUAAAAGGGGAUGGUUGGCAUCCAUGGUGGGGAACGAUGGAUGAUGAUUCACAUGGCGAGUGUGGUGUCCCCAUGUUUUAUCGUUUCCACAUGCCCGACAACGGAAACUAUCUUUGGUGGUACAGCUACGAUUAUGGUAUGGUACACUUCAUCAUGAUAAGCACGGAACACGAUCUAAGUCCAGGAACAAGACAAUACAAGUGGUUAGAAGAGGAUUUGAAAAGCAUUGAUCGUUCCAAAACUCCUUGGGUGAUCCUUGGAGGCCACCGACCAAUGUAUACAAGUGAGAUUGAUCCAAGAAACUUCAUUGUGGCUUUAGCAUUUCAAUUCCUUUUUGAAGACUUGCUGUAUCAUUACAAAGUUGAUGUAGCGUUCUGGGCUCAUUAUCACAGCUACGAACGGACAUGCGCUGUGUAUAAGAAUCAGUGCGUUGACGAUGGUAUCGUGCACAUUGUGAUUGGUACGGCAGGAAAGGAAGCCGAUUGGCCGCCUUAUCUGCCUCCUGAUUGGUCCAAGUUUCGUCGCCAUAUUGAUCCGUAUGGUUACGGUCGUGUCACGCUCGCCAACCGCUCGGCUCUGCAUUUCGAAUACUUCGUGAACAGUGAAAAUAAAGUGGUAGACCAAGUGUGGUUGUACAAGAAUGACUAACGUUGAAAGAAAACGCUGCAAUGGUUGUCGCUGAAAAAAUGAAUGCUCAUGAUUGGUACUUCAACCCAGAUGGUAUAUUUUAAACCGAAAGAUAUAGGAAUAAUAGGAUAAUUUAAUUUUUAUGGAACAUAAUUAAAUUUUUAAUCAAUAUAUUGUAAUUUAACUAAAUAGGAAGUUUCAAUACGAUUGGUCCAAUUUAUU
Molecule: messenger RNA, 2126 nt
Organism: Dendronephthya gigantea
Lineage: Eukaryota; Metazoa; Cnidaria; Anthozoa; Malacalcyonacea; Nephtheidae
Product: nucleotide pyrophosphatase/phosphodiesterase-like
Exons: 6
Coding region: 186-1925 (579 amino acids)
Molecular function (GO): acid phosphatase activity; metal ion binding
Source: RefSeq, a predicted model, not a curated record